AUGGAGGAGAUUAGGGAGGAAUUGGGCCUCCAGUUGGCGAAACACAACGCAAAAGUUAUUUCGACGGUCCAAAGACAUAAGUUUGAACAGGUUCGAUUUGUGGCCGGUAUUCUCAAGACUCUAGGCAAGCCACCAGUGGAAGAAGAGUAUGAACAAUGGCGAUCUUUGAAGCAUGUGUAUACGCAGAAAUUCUACAGAUUUCCCGCUUUCAACCUUGCUGUUGUUAAAUUAACUAAACCAUGGGUUUUCAAUAAGUUUAUUAAUAAAAUACCGUAUGCAAGUAUAGACCAAGAUUUUGAUGGAGUUUGUACGGCAACCGCUGUGAAGGCUACGAGAAGCUGGUCAGCAGUUAGAUAUUUAUAUACCGAAGAGGUUGAAAUGAUGCAAAGAGAAGAAUGCGAACAGCUUCUGUGUAGAAGUUGCAGACUAUUUAUGUGCACUAUAUUUGAUAAUCGGAACCAGCACGCUUACUCUGAAACUGAAGGUGGUGGAUUAGUGUGCUACGAAACAGGGGAUCCAGCGGAGGUAGACGAGAACCAAGGUGUUUUGGUUGCUGUGACCACCAUUGUCAACGUUGGUCUUCCAAACCUCCACAUGCGUGUUGGGUUAUUCAAUAAAUGGGUGACUGACGUCAGCUGUGACGUGCAUGUUAACAAAUUUAUAAUGGUCCUUUGUAUAUUGUUAUUGUGCUAUUAA
Molecule: messenger RNA, 696 nt
Organism: Spodoptera littoralis (African cotton leafworm)
Lineage: Eukaryota; Metazoa; Arthropoda; Insecta; Lepidoptera; Noctuidae
Source: the annotation of a GenBank genome assembly